Aedes albopictus (Asian tiger mosquito) is the source of this 2872-nucleotide messenger RNA. RefSeq names its product putative helicase MOV-10. Bases 100 to 2685 code for a protein of 861 amino acids. The transcript is spliced from 4 exons. Gene Ontology annotation, molecular function: RNA binding; 5'-3' RNA helicase activity. Gene Ontology annotation, cellular component: cytosol; P granule. Gene Ontology annotation, biological process: regulatory ncRNA-mediated post-transcriptional gene silencing. The record is from RefSeq and is a predicted model, not a curated record. NCBI's taxonomy places the organism in Eukaryota, Metazoa, Arthropoda, Insecta, Diptera, Culicidae.
CUUACGGCGGAAACCGGUUGUUCCAUCCCAAGCCAAUUCCGGUAGUUGGUGCUCGUCAAUUUCCCUUCCAGUGUUAGUAAUAUCGAGUGUUUUGGAACGAUGGCGCCUAAAAACUCCGCAACAAAACAGGAUGACGAACGAAAGUCGCGCCCAUCCGAACCUCCUAUCAACGGUGGAAAGUGCCCAACCCUGUAUCACCGGUGGGACAUCAAGUUUGCCGGAACGAUUAUAGAAUCGCUGCAAUGCAAUAACCAGUUAUAUCCGCUGAAGGAUUGUCCCAUUUGUCCCGAGAUGUUUGAGAGUGAGCCAACAUCAUCCGAGAACCAAACAUUCCAUCUCACCGUGAAGCAAACCCGAGUUUCGACCUUUCAAAUUGGCGUCGGAAACCGAAGUGACGUACCGGUCUGGUUGGAUUCGGUCCUUGUUUUCGAUGCCGACGGAAAGCUUGUGAAAAUAUUAGUCAAAAAGCCGGUGCUUCUAGGAGCAGCGCUCGAAAAGGGUAUCAGCAAGGAUAUCGUCACAGUCGAAGAGAUGGUGCUAACGGUCGGCCGAACCUAUCGUGUAAUUUUGAAGGGAAAGUCGGGGGAUGAUAAUUCCCAAGAGCACUGUAAGCUGAUCAUCGAACAGUAUCGCCUUACGGAGGAUGAGUCGAAGGUUAACAGCAAGAGGACCGAGUUCAAUCUGACAAAAUUGCGCCCAUUUAUAAUAUCGCCAUUAGUUUCGGCCAUGUACACGAACCACUCCAAGAUCGAUGAUUCAUCUAUGCAGAAAGAUCUUCUGGAACUAAUUGAAACGUCCAAGCAGGAGUUUUCGCCGAGCAAUUACGGCCAACAAAUUGAUCUUCUAAAUCAAAUCGAACUGCAUCACCUGCUGCAGGAGUUCGGCAAAUACACACUUCAGAAACCAGUCAUCCAAGCGACGGAAUCUCCGCUGCAUUACAACAUUUCGAUUGAACAAUUCGCCGUAAGACCGUCCCUGCUGAGUGAAGACGUCAGGGUACAAUUCGUCAAAGAAGAAAAGUCCAAAAAUGUGUUCGGAUAUAUUUCGAAAAUUACCGCGGAGAUGAUCGUAAUCCUCGUGGAAAAGCGAGUUGAUAUCGAUGAUGUGACACGAGUCGUGUUCCACGUGGACCGAUCCACGUUUCAGCUGGAGCAAACCGCGGUGGUACUGAUGAAGGAGCCGCUGGUCGAGCAAAUUUGCUUUCCCACGGCAGUUACCGGCGGUCCUGUGGAGGCUAUUGACAGCUUCGAAUGGUUCCGUCCGGGCAUUACAUCCAACAAAGAGCAGAUGGUGGCCGUCAUGAGCAUUGUCAACCAGACUUCGUUCCCAGCCCCGUACAUCUUAUUCGGGCCUCCGGGCACAGGCAAAACCUCUACCCUGGUGGAAGCCAUAGCCCAAGUCUACAAGCUUCGGCCAACUGCAAACAUCCUGGUGACGGCCACGUCCAAUUUUGCCGCCAAUGAACUGACUUGCCGUCUGCUGCAGGUCAUCCCGAGCAGCAGCAUUUUUCGAUACUUUUCGCGUACCAGCGGCAAAAAGAUCGACGAAAUCAACUGGGAUAUUGUUGAAUUUUCCAACUUGGCUGGAAGUUCGACCGGAAACAUCUGCCAUGAGGACAUCUACGGCUCCCGAGUGGUGGUGACUACCCUAACGAUGACCGGAAGACUGGUGCAGGCGCAAAUCAAUCCCAAGCACUUCAGCUAUAUAUUCAUCGAUGAAUGCGGAAGUGCUAAGGAGAUCACCUCGUUGAUUCCGAUAGCUGGACUUGCCACACAUAACCAAGAAAUCAACGCCAGCAUUGUAUUAGCGGGCGAUCCCAAACAGCUGGGGCCAGUUUUGCAGUACGAGCUACUCAAGCAAACCGUUCAUAGUCAGUCUAUGCUCGAACGUUUGAUGAACCUUCCCUUGUACGCUCAGGAUCCGGAGACGAACGAAUACAACGGUAAGGUUGUAUCGCAGCUACGUCAGAGUUUUCGCUCUCAUGCCAAACUGCUGGAGUUUUGCAACCAGCAAUUCUACAACGGGAUGCUUCAAGCGAAGGCUCCAUACGACAUUCAGGAGCGCGCCGUUGGAUGGUGGCGUCUGCCAAACCGAAAGUGUCCAAUUAUUCUGCAUCCGGUUGAUGGCCAAACGGAACAGGACAAGCACAACUUCAGCUUGUUCAACCGGAAGGAAUGUUGGAAGGUCAUGUUCUACGUUGGCGAUAUGCUGAACAAAGGAAUUAACGGAAGGUCGGUAACGCAGAGUGACAUCGGUAUCGUUUCACCCUACGUUCAGCAAGUACGCUAUCUGAAGAAUUGCUGCAAAUCGCGAGAUUGGACUGACAUCGAAAUAGGGUCGGUCGAGCAGUUUCAAGGGAAGGAGAAAGCCAUCAUGCUUAUUUCCACCGUUCGAUCUCGGUGCAAAAACGUAGGAUUCUUGGCCGAUGCCGCGCGGCUAAACGUUAUGCUUACCAGGGCGCGAUCGCUCAUGAUUGUGAUCGGUAAUCCGGAAACGUUGCGGCUGGAUCCGUUGUGGGAAAAGUUUAUCGAAUUCUGCCGCCAAAACGGAGCGAUUGCCAGGCCACAUGACCGGAAGCCGAAGUUGAACGGGAAAGAAACGAACAGUGAUAGUGAGGUAACUGCCUCGACGGGCGAGUCUUUGGCGUCAAUGAAUUCGCUGAUGGCGGCGAUUCCAGACGACUGAAUCGAGGGAAUUAAUAUGCAGGAACUUCAAGCAACAAUCGAUAGCUUCUACCGCCUCGACCUAGAUCGUCAAAUGUAGUUACUGUUGUGAGGUUGUCUUUUUAACAUGUAAGCGUUAAGUUCGAUGUCAUUAAGUAAAUCAUUAUCGUACAGUAAUUCUCAUAUCACUUUCAGCUAUCAUUCAUUAA